AUGCAUAUCCUGGGGCUUCUGCCUGGGAACAAACAACAUCAUUGCCCUUCCCAUGUCUUCCUUCAACCAACCUAUGCUUUCUUUCCAGCAACCUCCACCCUCAAAAAGACAACUGUACUGCACGCUGUGCCGUAUACCAUUACAGAGAAGACCACUGCUAUACCCACUACCACCAGCAUCUCCAAGACCUCCAUCUCCAGCGAGGCCAGCAGCCCAGAAGUCCCACUGACCACGACAUUCCCUGCCCCUAGCAGUCCUCUCAGCACUAAGCUGCCAUCUGCUGCCACGUCCACAAUCUUCUCUACUUCGCCCCCAGUGUCCAUACCAGAGCCUACACUUACAACCCUCUCUCCUUCCACAUUUCCCUCUUCUGAGAGUGCUACAUAUUCGUCCUCCACACACAACACCACGUUUUCUUUUACUCCGCCUGGUGAAACAUUUUCAGUAGCAUUUCCCACUGCUGCCUCUGCCAAAUCCUCUCCAGCUGUGAUCCCAAGUCUAUUACCUACCACAAUUAAGUUUGCUCCCGGUAUCACCACUACUGCUUCCACAGAGAUCCCAUCCACUGAACAGACGUCCAUUCAAACAACGACAUUAACCACCACCCGCACCACAUCAGCUCUUUCUGUCACUUCUGGUCUUUCAACUUCCAUGUCUCCUUUUAGGCCAUCAACAGUACCACAAGAGUUUUGUAAAAAAGUGGAAUAUGAAGAAAACAUAACUUACAGAGGCUGUUCUGCAAACAUCACUUUGAGCCGAUGUGAAGGACUGUGUCCAUCUUCAACAAAGUUGAAUGUUGAGAACAUGGUGCUCAAUGCAGCAUGCAGCUGUUGCAGGCCGUUACAGCUCCAUAAGGAGGAAUUUCAGCUACCAUGCGAAGACCCAGAUAACCCUGGCAAAAGGCUCACUAAGGAAAUUACCGUGUUUGGGGGCUGCGUUUGCAACUUUGACAGCUGCAUACAAUAGCCAGACCUUCUG
Lagopus muta (rock ptarmigan) is the source of this 978-nucleotide messenger RNA. RefSeq names its product mucin-6-like. The record is from RefSeq and is a predicted model, not a curated record. Bases 1 to 966 code for a protein of 321 amino acids. The transcript is spliced from 3 exons. Lineage: Eukaryota; Metazoa; Chordata; Aves; Galliformes; Phasianidae.